AGGAGGCGUUUUACUGCGAGGUGGUGGCUGGGUUCUAGGUUUCCAAGUAGUUCUCGUGAGCAGGUUGCAGGACCGCUUGAGUGAACGUAAGAUACGAAGAGGCCGUUCAGGUCGUCCUGUUUAUGCUGCUUCUGUAGUAACAGCAAGACACUCGGUCAUACUCCCUUCGUCUAGUGAUAAUGGGAACUGCAGAUGCUGGAAAAUCCAAGAUAAUAAAGUGUGGAGCUGGAUGAACACAGCAGGCCAAGCAGCAUCUCAGGAGCACAAAAGCUGACGUUUCGGGCCUAGACCCUUGGUCUACACACUUUUUUUGCUAUCUCCCUUCGCCUAGGCUUGUUAACUUCUGUUAUUCUUCCUGUUCCCUUUAGAAAGCCUUUGCUGAGUCGGUUUCAACUGCAGUGGACAGGGAGGAGGAUCUGCGGAAGGACAAACUCCACGUUAAAAUCUCGAGGUCGUUGGAACCCUGCAAUUUCCACCAUGAAACUGCCAAAGGGAAGGAGGUUCUCGGAUAGUUUUGUCGGCUAAAUGCACGCUAUUUUGAUUCAGGAAGAAAGCAGGUGGGUGGUAGUGACUUCUGGACCUGGUGGUGAAUGUUGCAACUGAUGUACUGGUGCCAUAUCUGCAGCCAUGUCCCUUGAAGGAAAUGGGGCAGUUACCCAAAGGCUCUUGGAUGAGGAACAUUGGCAGUUCAGAAACUGAAACCAAACAUCGCAUCAGAAUGUUACGGUGUUGCCUCAUUUCCAGAAACUCCAAUAUUAUUGGAUUUUGUAAACGGAAGCUUGAAGCAGUGCUCAGAGAACCUAUGCACAUACUGUAAUUAGAAGAAGAGGAUCUACAGGCAGGAAAAUCAAACUAAUCAUUCUAUCAAGAUUUAUAUCAUGACCUGAAUAUCAUUGACCUUUAAAAGUGAAAGGGGAAAUGUUUUAUCUGCAAGCCAGAAAUGAUUUCAAACCUCAGUGCGACUGGAAAUACAUGACAACACACCUGGGUUAAUGUUUUCCAGAGCAUCAACUGUACAAGAAGCUCUACGCAGUGAUACAGCUUGAAAGAAAAUUGCAAGGUUUAAAGCAGAGAAUAAUUCCAGGGGAUUGUGUGUGGUAGAGGUUUCGAUAGAUCAUCCAGCCUCAAUGCACAAGGACACCCACAUGGUGGAGAAACCAUGGAAGUGUGAGAACUGUGGGAAGAGAUUUUGUUAUCCAUCUCAGCUGGAAAGUCAUCGACGCAGUCACAGUGGGGAGAGGCCAUUCACCUGUACCCAGUGUGGGAAAGGAUUCACUCAGUUAUCCAAUUUAAAUAAACACGAGAGAACUCACUCUGGGGAGAGGCCAUUCACCUGCUCCAAGUGUGGAAAAGGGUUCACUCAGUCAUCCAAUUUGGACAAACACCAAAGAACUCACAUUGAGGAAAAGCCAUUCACUUGUCCUGAGUGUGGGAAAGGAUUUACUCAGACAGCCAACUUACUCACACACCAGAGAACACACACCGGGGAGAGGCCAUUCACCUGCUUUCAAUGUGGCAAAGGAUUCGCUCAGUUAUCCAGCUUACGUAUUCACCAAAUAACUCACAGUGGAGAGAAACCAUUCUCUUGCUCUGAGUGCGGGAAGGGAUUCACUCAGUUGGCGAGCUUACGAACACACAAGAGAAUUCAUACUGAAGAGAAACCAUUCAAUUGCUCUUUGUGUGGGAAGGGAUUCACUCAGUUAUCCAACUUACAUACGCACAUGACAACGCACACCAGAGAGAAACCGUUCACCUGCCCUGACUGUGGUACUGGAUUCACUCAGUUAUCCAGCUUACAUAGACACAAAAGAAUUCAUACAGGGGAGAAAUCAUUCACCUGCAUGGAGUGUGGAAAGAAAUUCACUCAGUUCUCCAAUUUAUGUAGACACAAUGAGAACACACACAGCACAGAAAAUGUUCAUUCACCUGCUCCAACUUAAAGAACUACAGCAAUUUCACAUUUGGGAGGAGCUGUUUACUUUCAGUCCAAUCUGCCUAUAUGAGAGAGUGAUGGAGCAAUCUUUUAAAUGGCUGGACUAUGGGGAGUGCUCUAUAAGUUCUGGGAACUGAUGUACCAACAGGUUCACACUGAUGAGUAAUAGAUUUGGUGUUGUCUCUGGGACUGGGUUCAAGUGAUCCCAUUACUGCACUCUGCACAAAUGCACUCACACUGGACAGUUGCCAUUCACAAGGCUGCUCCAGGUGUGGGAAAUAAUGCGGUCUAUCAUGCUAACUGUUGAGACACCAGCAAGUUCACAGUGACUCCAGGAAUUGAAUACCACUAUUUUUGAUGUUGUUAGUCACAUCCAGGAUUGGAAAGGCAGACCGGCCCUCAGGAGCAUGAGAAAUGUUUCUCAGCCAUUCUAUUCUGUGGUUCAGAGCUCUUAGACAUUGAACAGAAGCUCCUAUAUAAUUGGAGUCUACAAGAAUAACUGUGAAUGCUGGAAACAUGCCGAAAAAAUCAGACAGUGGUGUCAAACUGAUCUGUUCUUACUGAAAGCAAAACACCAGGUUUAGUUUCUAAUCUAAAAAUGGCAGUGUUCAUUAUGGUGCAUGUGUUUGAAACAUUUAUGUGUCAUUCCUGAUUCAACUGUUCAAAGACUGCAAUGCCCACAACUUGUGUUAAUGUAGAACCUUUUGCAAUAACUAUCACAAGGUGUUUCACAGAUGAUCCAGAUCUUAGUUGAAGAGGUCGAUUUUAUUGAAGUGAGAAGUGUAAGGAUAAUGUUCCAAAGUUUGGGACUCAAUGGCUAAAGCAUAGUCUGCAAUGGUAGAGUAAUGCAGAUUGGGAUUGGAUUAGGUCAGAGUUUGAAGAACACAGGGAUCUCAGAGGAUUUUAGUGCUGGUGGAAUCUUUAAAGAAUGUUUGCCAUGGAGAAAGACAGUCUCCAAUGAGCUAGUGCAUGGGGUAUCAUGGGGAGAAGUUGAGUGGGGUCUGUGUCCAUUGCAAUUUAGAACAAUGUGAGGUGAUUGUAUUGCAACAUAUAAAGUCCUGAGGAGACUUGGUAGGAUGGAUGCUGAGAAAUAUUUCUCUUUGUGGGAGAAACUAAAAUGAGGAGAUAUCGUUUUAAAAUAAGGGAUACUGCAUUUCAGAAGUGGAACAGGAGGAAUUUUUAUUUGAACUCUGUCCUCCAGAGAGUAAUGGUGUUAGAAUAGUUAAAUAUUAAUGGAGAAGCGUAUAGAAUUCUUAAUAGAAGGGAGUUAAAAAUGAUCAGAGAAACCAUUUUUGGAGCAUCUAGAUGUUUUGCAUGUAGAAGUUGUUGUGGUCUGUGCCAAAUUGGGAUGGCCUGAACGUAGGUUGGAGUCCAUUUGAGUCAUAGAAUCCCUACAGAGUGCAAACAGGCCCUUCGGCCCAACAAUCCACACCAACACUCAGAGCAGCCCACCCAGACCUAUCCCCAUAAUCUAUGCCACCCUGAACACUAUGGGCAAUUUAGUACGGUCAGUCCACCGAGCCCGCACAUCUUUGAACAGUGGGAGGAAACUGGACCACCCGGAGGAAACCUACUCAGACAUGGGGACAAUGUGCCACCUCUACACGGGCAGUCAGCCAAGGGUGGAAUCGAACCUGGGUCCCAAGGCAGCAGUGCUAAUCACUGAGCUGAUGUGCUGGUGAUGAUGUGGUUCUGCAGGCAGGUACUGAGAAAGGCAGUGUGGCUGUGGUACCUGGUUUGCUUCAGUAAAUGGUUGAGCAGCUUCAGGGCCAAAGAGAAUGCCAGAGGGUUGCAGUGAGAGAUAGAUCCACUGAGGUCUUUUCAGAGUGAGGAGGAUGACUUCUUCAAGGUAGGCAUGUCUGAAUGAUCCCCUAUUUCUGAAGAAGGGUCUUGAUCUGAAACGACGACUUUCCUGCUCCUCUGAUGCUAUCUGGCCUGCUGUGCUACUCCAGCUCCACAGUGUUAUCUCUGACUACAGCAUUGGCAGUUCUUACUAUCUCUAACAAUGAUCAGGGAUUGGCAGGAAUGAGGUGUUGAGGCAAAAAAUCAGGUCAGCUGUGAUCUCAUUAUAUUGGCAGAACAGGCUUGAGGUAUCAAUGAGACCCUUCUGAAGAGGGUCACUGGUCUUAAAAUGUUCUCUGUGUUUUCCAGUCCAGAUGCUGUUGAGCUUCCCCAAUAAUAUCUGUUUUUGUUUCAGAUCUUCAGUUCUUUGUUUUAUUUAUUCUCCUUAUCUUGGUUCUCACCAUCUCCGAUUGCACCCGAAACUAGAAUUCCUAGCUUGGGAGAAAUAUCUUCCCUGCAGCCACCCUAUCUAUCCCUUUCAGUAAUGUGUCAGUGUCAAUGAGCUCCCCUCUCAUAGAGAGGUAGGAAAUGAAGAAAAGGGAUUUUGCAAAGUUCUCCCACUCUGCCAAACCUGAGUUUGAGCUGCUGAGAGGCGGAGGGGCAGCAGUUUGUUGCUGUGGCCCAAGCCUUGACGCAAGAAGGGGUAGGGGUGGGACUGCAAUGACCACAUCGUUGCUAGCACAGCGAUUCCUAUUGGCUAUGUUACUCAUCAAACGUGAGAAUUCACCAAUGCGAAAGUCCUCCGAUUGCAACAUUCGGGUCCUCCAGAAAAUCGGAACUCACCUAUUGUCUCAGUGCAGAACGAGGGGCAACGAGCUUCCGAAGCUGCUCAUUCCUGCUCAGAAAUGCUGCUCCUCUCUCUGUUUGAAUGUUAAUUUGAAAACACAAGCUUUUGGAGCCUCAGUCCUCCUUUCAGGUGUUAGUGAGAGAGGUACUCUAAGACACAUAACUCAUAAGGAAAAGAUCAAAGGGUCACACCAUUGAUGAGAAUGUGCUAAACAAACCUAAGAUCUGUUAAAUCUUUACUCAGUUUGAAAAAGUUUUAAUUUAUUAAUACGUAUAUAUAAAUCCCCAGAUUCCUUUCAAGUCCUUGUCCUGAGAGAACUAAAUUAGAUUAGAUUCCCUACAGUGUGGAAACAGGCCCUUUGGCCCAACAAGUCCACACCGCCCCUUGGAGCAUCGCAUCCCCCUAUAACCCUCACACCCCUGAACACUACGGGCAAUUUAACAUGGCCAAUCCACCUAGCCUGCACAUCUCUGGACUGUGGGAGGAAACCAGAGCACCUGGAGGAAACCCAUGCAGACACGGGGAGAAUGUGCAAACUCCACACAGACAGUUACCCUAGGCUGGAAUUGAACCCGGAUCCCUGACGCUGUGAGGCUGCAGUGCUAACCACUGAGCCACCAUGCUGCCCUAAAGUUCGAGUUACCUGAUGUAGCCCUUGCAUGUCUAUAACAGUGUAAAGAAGACAUGACAUUUUAGGUCAGUCAAUGCAUGUUAGGUGUGAUACAUUGUUUGGGAUCAGACUGGUUUUAUUUCUAAAGUAGGAAUUUAUAAAUCACCAUAUUAACUGAUUAUCUAUUUAUUGUUUGCUUGUUGUACAAAAUAAAAUGUAUCAGCAAAUACAAA
Molecule: messenger RNA, 5405 nt
Organism: Stegostoma tigrinum
Lineage: Eukaryota; Metazoa; Chordata; Chondrichthyes; Orectolobiformes; Stegostomatidae
Product: zinc finger protein 239-like
Exons: 4
Coding region: 1128-1940 (270 amino acids)
Biological process (GO): regulation of transcription by RNA polymerase II
Cellular component (GO): transcription regulator complex; PcG protein complex
Molecular function (GO): DNA-binding transcription factor activity, RNA polymerase II-specific; RNA polymerase II cis-regulatory region sequence-specific DNA binding
Source: RefSeq, a predicted model, not a curated record